AUGGCUUCUUCGAACAAAGACAAUUCAAUGGAAUACGAUAAAAACAUAUAUAAAAAACCUGAAAAACCAAAAAAUUACUUAGCUGGACGUGUUAAUAAAUUUCAAGAAAAAGUAAAUCAAACACAAGCACCACCACCAUUACAGAUAAAUUCCAUCCAUACUCAACAGGAACUUGAUCGUCGUGCACUGGAGGAAAUUAAAUAUAUUCAUAAAUUAAUUAAAGAUAAUGGACAACAAGGUGAUUAUGCAAUACAGAUUAAAUUUGGUGAAUUAAUACCGAUAUUUGGAGCUGCUCAAGUCAAUAAGUUAGUAGAAGUCUUAGCAGUUGCACGUAAAAAUGGUUAUGUUAAUUAUACACCGAAUGAUUUACAACAAGAUCGUGAUGAAGAUAUUUAUAUCAAAUUGAUUAAAACACCAUUUUGA
Rotaria sp. Silwood1 is the source of this 423-nucleotide messenger RNA. NCBI's taxonomy places the organism in Eukaryota, Metazoa, Rotifera, Eurotatoria, Philodinida, Philodinidae. The record is from the annotation of a GenBank genome assembly.